Messenger RNA from Dichomitus squalens LYAD-421 SS1, 1313 nucleotides. RefSeq lists its product as uncharacterized. Bases 271 to 1182 code for a protein of 303 amino acids. NCBI's taxonomy places the organism in Eukaryota, Fungi, Basidiomycota, Agaricomycetes, Polyporales, Polyporaceae. The record is from RefSeq and is a predicted model, not a curated record. The transcript has 6 exons.
GUCCCUGGUCGCCGAAUGACUACAACGAUGAGUGCAAUGGUCUAUCUAUGGUGCACACGUGAGGGUCGUGUCGGCCAGCUGCAGCCUGGCAUGAGCGCGGUUGCUCACAUACUUAGAAUACCCGAAUGCCGAAAACAACGGUCCGGCACAAACGCUUUUCGUGGAUAUAAGAGGACUAUAUCUGGCGGAACAUACGUCUCGCUUGACGUUUCCUUCUCAGCUCAGCGAGCCCUAUACCACUCUCCAUCGCUAUAGCCACAGGAUACGACGAUGUCCUCGACAGCAGACGCCAAGAGGGAGAUUAUACGGUCGCGUCCGUUGGACGAGAACGAUUACAAGAUUGACGAAGAUGGACUCGCAUUCAUGAAGGCCCAGACGGGAAUCGAGGAUGAGGAAGAACUCAAGAAGCACAUCCUUGCUGUCCAAGCUGAAGCUUACGAGGUUCAUCCUUACCCAUGCAUCAGGCGCUUCACCUUCCUCCAGAUGAAGCUGGCGAGCCUGCCUGCGUACGAACGUUUGUUGACUCUAGGUAAGGAGCGUAAAGACCCUAUCUUACUGGACAUCGGAUGCUGCUUCGGUAAUGACAUCAGGAAGGCUAUUCACGACGGUUUCCCCAGAGAGGGAGUCAUUGCCUCUGAUCUGCACCCCGAGUUUUGGGAUCUCGGACACAAGCUUUUCAAGACCACGCAGGAAACGUUCCCUGUCCCCUUCAUCGCCGGGGACGCUUUUGAUCCCGCGUUCCUCGAGGUCACAGAACCCUUCUACAGCCCACCGAGCGAGCCCCGCCCGGCCAACCUGUCCAGCAUCAAGUCGCUGAACCCCCUCCGCGGUCACGUCUCUGCAAUCCACGCCUCGUCCUUCUUCCACCUCUUCAGCGAGGACAAGCAGUUCCAGCUCGCCAAGUCCCUCGCCGGCCUCCUCUCACCUGAGCCUGGUUCCAUGCUUCUCGGGACACACGGUGGCCGUCCGGAGAAGGGGUUCAGGACCGAGCAGCUUCGUCCGAACUCGCACGGGUCGACCAUGUUCUGCCACUCGCCCGAGAGCUGGGCUGAGCUGUGGGACGGGCAGAUCUUCAAGAAGGGGACGGUGAAGGUCGAGGCUCGUCUCGUGGAGAGAGGGCUCCAUAACUGGAAUCCAGAUGCGAAGUUCUACUUCCUUGCAUGGUCUGUCACUAGGCUUUGAGUCGGCGAUGGAGUGUGUUGCCGGACGUGCACCUCAGCCGAUUGAUCUGGCAUGGUUGUGAGAGUACCGUGUAUUCAACUACGACGGCCGUGUGUCGCUAGUAUUUGCCGCUUGCAGUAGCUAUUGUUGCG